Messenger RNA from Brugia malayi, 2571 nucleotides. RefSeq names its product DNA replication licensing factor MCM3, putative (gene Bma-mcm-3). Bases 1 to 2571 code for a protein of 856 amino acids. Gene Ontology annotation, molecular function: ATP hydrolysis activity; ATP binding; single-stranded DNA helicase activity. The record is from RefSeq and is a predicted model, not a curated record. Gene Ontology annotation, cellular component: nucleus; MCM complex. NCBI's taxonomy places the organism in Eukaryota, Metazoa, Nematoda, Chromadorea, Rhabditida, Onchocercidae. Gene Ontology annotation, biological process: DNA strand elongation involved in DNA replication; DNA replication; double-strand break repair via break-induced replication. The transcript has 18 exons.
AUGAGGACAUGGAAGAAAACUUUUAAAAGCGACAGUGAGGAGGAAAGAUUUUUCAAAACAGAUAUAUUCUACAGUUAUCUAUCCUCGAAUAAUAUGGAUUUAAUCAGUCAUGAAGAUGAGAAUCGAUCGCGUGAAAUCACAUUGGAAUAUCUGAACUUCCUGGAUGAUUCUGGUGAUGACAAAGUUUACAUGCAAAAAUGUGAAGAUAUGAUCAAGGAGAAUGGAUCAAGAAUUAUCAUCAAUCUAAAUGAACUUCGGAAAAAACUUCCACAGCGUGUUAAUGGGCUGUUGCGAAAUUUUGUGCCUGAAAUUCUAUGCUUGCAACAAGCGAUGAAGGAUUACGUAAGCCGGUUAGAUCCGGAAUAUGGAAAAAUUCGGGAUUUCACCGUUGGUUUCGAAGGCAGUUUUGGUGAUCGACAUGUAAAUCCUCGAACAUUAAAGUCGCAGUUUCUGGGUAGUAUGGUUUGCUGUGAAGGUAUCGUCACCAAAUGUUCUGCGUUACGUCCAAAAGUGGUUCGUAGCGUACAUUACUGUCCUGCAACUAAAAAGACAUUUGAACGUCGUUACACCGAUUUAACAUCAUACGAUGCUUUCCCGUGUAGCACAGUUUACCCUACUGAGGAUGAGAACAAGAAUCCACUCGAAACGGAAUAUGGCUUAAGUACUUAUCGAGAUCAUCAAACAUUUUCUAUACAAGAGCUGCCAGAGUAUGCGCCACCAGGGCAACUACCGCGUUCAGUAGAUGUCGUGGCCGAUGAUGAUUUAGCUGACAGCUGUAAGCCUGGCGAUCGUGUCCGUGUUAUAGGCUUAUACAGAUGUUUACCGAACAAACAAAAUGGUUAUACCAGUGGCAGUUUCAGAUCGAUUAUUAUUUCCAGUAAUAUACAAUUAUUAAGCAAGGAGAUGCAGCCAAAUUUCUUACCAGAUGAUAUUAAAAAUAUUCGCAAAAUGAGCCGACAAAAAAAUAUAUUUGAUACGUUGGCAAGGUCGUUAGCACCAUCGAUUUGUGGUCACGAUGAAGUGAAGAAAGCAAUACUUUGCCUGUUACUUGGUGGAAAUGAAAAGAUUCUGCAGAAUGGUUCACAUAUUAGAGGAGAUAUUAAUAUACUUUUGAUUGGUGAUCCAUCAGUGGCAAAAAGUCAGUUGUUGAGAUAUGUACUGCAUACCGCACCACGCGCCAUAGCAACUACUGGACGUGGCUCAAGUGGCGUGGGUUUGACGGCAGCAGUUACAACUGACAUUGAUUCCGGAGAACGCCGUCUCGAAGCUGGUGCAAUGGUUUUAGCUGAUAGAGGAAUCGUUUGCAUUGAUGAGUUUGACAAAAUGUCUGAUAUUGAUCGUACAGCAAUACACGAAGUGAUGGAACAGGGACGAGUAACAAUUGCUAAAGCUGGAAUUCAUGCAAAAUUGAAUGCGAGGUGUUCUGUUCUUGCUGCUGCAAAUCCAGUAUUUGGAAGAUAUGAUUUAUUCAAAACACCCAUGGAAAAUAUUGGCAUGCAAGAUUCACUGUUGUCCCGUUUCGAUCUUAUAUUUGUCUUGAUGGAUGAGCACGAUCCAAAUCAUGAUAAUAAUGUUGCGGAGCAUAUCCUGAAACUUCAUCAGUAUCGUACGCCCGGUGAACCGGAUGGUGCAGUGCUACCAAUGGGAGUUGAUAUUGAAACACUUACGACAUUUGAUAUGGAAGAAGUAUCCACGACAAGCGAAACUUACGAAAAAAAUAAAGACUGGUGUGCUGGUAAGGCAAGUGACAAAUUGUUUACAAUGCAGUUUGUACGAAAGUACAUUCAUAUGGCAAAAUCCGUGAAACCGAAAUUGACGGAGGAAGCUUCUGCUUAUAUAAGCGAAUGCUAUACUGAACUACGCUCAUUUGAUACAUCCAAAACCGAUCGCGAGCGGACUAUGCCAGUGACAGUAAGGCAAUUGGAAACAUUGAUUCGUAUUUCAACAGCUAUGGCAAAAGCACGAUUAGCAAAGGAUGUGGAACGAUCAGAUGCAGAGAAGGCUUAUCAAUUAUUGCAUUACGCAUGCUUUAAAGAAAAGCCAAAAGAACGACUGGAAUUGGAAGAAAAACGUAGAAGGAAACAUGGAACAAACGAAGAAAGUGAUGAUGAUGAUGAAGCAGAGGAUGAAGAAAUUGAGGAUUUGGAGAAUUUAACUUCGACAGAAAGAAUGGCAACACAGACUUCAUUUCGACGCUCGAAAAGAUAUGGUGGCGAUACUCAAGUAUCUGGUCUUACUGAUUCAGAAACAACUACAGCACGUCUGGGUGAAUCUAGCAUGGAUAAAACAAUGGAUACUUCGGAGCUGAAUGGUCCUAGUCCAAAACGACCACGUCAUGAAACACCAUCUAUUAGCAUCGAUCGGUAUAAAACAUUCCGUAAAUAUUUGAGAAAAGCUUUCGAUGACUGUGGUAAUCCAGAUGAUAUGAUCGAACUUUCCAUAAUCCGCAAUGCAAUUCAAGAGCAAGCUGGACGAUUACCGUUUAGUGAUGGAGAAUUUGAAGCAGCUUUCGAACAGCUAACAACCGAAAAUAUUGCAAUGAUUGCAGAUAAUCGGAUUACACUCAUCUAA